UGAUAAAAUACCAACACUGAAAUGAUGUUUAACAUAUUUUUGUUUAAGACUGAGGGGUUUGAAUAGUGAAGAGGUUGUCUUUGAUCCUCUAUAAUAACUUCUAGACACUUUGUGUUUCAAGAACAAAAUAGCAGAGACACAAAGGCCCACAGAUGCAUCACAGUCACUGGAGACAAGUGCAACAAUCGCCUCUUGUUUUGUACUGUACAGUGGGAUAGCUGAGUGUCUGUGAAGAUUUGAAUAGAAUGGAAAGAACAAACCCAGGUCUGUAGCUCAGAGGUAAUUGCUGUAUCCUCACAACUUCAAAAGGCUACUUGUGUCCGACUGUCCUGAUAAUGAGCUUUUGCCUUCUUCACACAUAAUGAGUGGAGGUAGAGAGUUCACAUAGAGAGACGCUGUGAGCACAGUGUGUCCACUCGCAGCUGGGGUGUCUGACUGGCCGGGAACAAAGGCUUAGUGUCUGUGAUAGUGUGGAGCCCCAGCCAUCAGCAAGCAGGCCAAUAGACUUCUGCUUGGCUGAGCUGUCAGUCCUCACUGGCCUGCUGGCCUGCGGACUACAGUAUAGAGAGGAACACAUGGGGACAGGCUAGACUAUUCCUGUGCCAAAUUAAAAUGAGCUGCUGCUGCAUUCUCGAAGUUAUAGCUGUUCAGCUUCCCUGGAUUUCGCACACAGCCCCUCUUUGUUUUGCCUGAAGAUGGAAACACUGGAGUCGGAGCUGACCUGCCCAAUCUGCCUGGAGCUCUUUGAGGACCCACUGCUCUUGCCCUGUGCUCACAGCCUUUGUUUCAACUGUGCCCAUCGCAUCCUGGUCUCCCACUGCACCCCCAGCGAGCCAAUUCAGUCCAUCAGUGCCUUUCAGUGCCCGACCUGUCGCUAUGUCAUCACCCUUAACCAGAGGGGCCUAGAGGGACUUAAACGCAACGUUACAUUACAGAACAUCAUUGACCGCUACCAGAAAGCUUCUCUGAGUGGACCUAACUCUCCUAACGAGACCCGGCGUGAGCGAGCCGCCCCCGACAGCAAAGCCAUGACAUCUCCCGGUGACCGGGUGCAAUGUCAGUUCUGCGAGCAGGACCCUCCGCAGGAUGCUGUGAAGACCUGCGUCACCUGUGAGGUGUCAUACUGCGACGAAUGUCUUAAGGCCACCCACCCCAACAAGAAGCCCUUCACGGGCCACCGUCUAAUCGAGCCCUUGCUGGACUCCCAUCUGCGAGGGCUAAUGUGUCUGGAGCACGAGGAUGAGAAGGUCAACAUGUACUGUGUGACAGAUGAACAGUUGAUCUGUGCAUUGUGUAAGCUGGUUGGCCGACACCGAGACCACCAAGUGGCAGCCCUCAGUGACCGAUACGACAAACUCAAGAAAUCUUCUGGCCGCUUUCUCUGUGUGGGGCGUGAUCAUUCACACCAGGAGGCAGACCAGCAAGCCUUGGAUUCCAACCUCAGCAGUCUCAUCAAGAGGACCAGUGAGUUGGAAAGUCUGAUGGGCAAACUUAUCCAAACCUGCCAACACGUGGAGGUAAAUGCAUCACGACAGGAAAACAAGCUGCUUGAGGAGUGUGAGGUGCUGAUUAAUAUCAUACAGCAGCGACGACAAAUCAUCGCCACCAAGAUAAAGGAGGGGAAGUCUGUGCGCCUGAGAAAGCUAGCCCAGCAGAUAGCCAGCUGCAAACAGUGCAUCGAGAGGUCCUCCUCCCUCAUCUCUCAAGCCGACCAAACCCUGAAGGAGACAGACCACGCUCGCUUCCUUCAGACGGCUAAAAGUAUCUGUGAGAGAGUAUCAAUGGCAACGGCAUCCUCCCAAAUCCUGUUACCAGAAAUUAAUCUGAAUGACACUUUUGAUAGUUUUGCUUUGGACUUCACGAGGGAGAAGAAAAUGCUAGAAACCCUGGAUUACCUCACGGCACCAAAUCCACCAGUAAUCCGUGAGGAAUUGUGCACAGCUUCAUAUGACACGAUCACAGUCCACUGGACAUCAGAUGAUGAAUUCUCUGUCGUAUCAUAUGAACUUCAGUAUGCCAUCUUCACCAGCCAAUCCAAUGUUGUCAGUUUAUGUAACUCUGCUGAUAGCUGGAUGAUCGUACCAAACAUCAAGCAAAAUCACUACACAGUGCACGGACUCCAGUGUGGCACAAAGUACAUCUUCAUAGUGAAGGCCAUAAAUCAGGCUGGAAACCGCAGCAGUGAACCAGGGAAACUCAAGACAAACAGUCAGCCGUUCAAGUUGGACCCAAAGUCCGCUCAUAGGAAGUUGAGGGUGUCUCAUGACAACCUGACAGUGGAGAGGGAUGAGACAUCAUCCAAGAAGAGCCACAGUCAGGACCGCUUCUCCAGCCACAGCAGCUACGGUGUCACAGGAAACGUCUACAUCGACAGCGGCCGCCACUACUGGGAGGCUCUGAUAGGAGGAAGCACAUGGUUUGCAGUGGGCAUUGCGUACAAGUCGGCGCCAAAACAUGAGUGGAUCGGCAAAAACUCGGCCUCGUGGGUACUGUCUCGCUGCAACAACUCGUGGGUGGUGCGUCACAACAGCAAGGAGAUGCCUAUUGAGCCUUCACCCCACCUGCGGCGUCUCGGCAUAUUGUUGGACUACGACUCUGGAUCUCUGUCUUUCUACGAUGCUGUCGGCUCUCAGCACUUGUAUACCUUUGACAUCGCCUUUGCUCAGCCAGUUUGCCCCGUGUUCAAUGUGUGGAACAGGUGUUUAACAAUCCUCACGGGACUGCCCAUCCCAGACCACUUAGAGGGGACCGAUUACAACAACUGACAAAACCUGUCCUGCUGGAUUUUCUUUUGUGUACCCCAAAAAAAAAAGAAAAAAAAAAGACCAGACUGAAUUAAUGGCCCUGGUUGUACAUUCCUAUUCAAGCCUAUGUUGAAAUUAUAAUUGGAAUUAUUUAAGAAAUUAUUUACAAGCAUCUGUAAAUGUAUUUCUUUGCUUUGCACAUUUAUGUACAUUACUCAGCUAGAUGGUUUUAAAGGGUUUGCUUACAAUUUUAAAUUCAUAGAGCUAUUUUCAAAUAGGCUCUAGAUAUUUCUAAGUUCAUAUUACAUGCUUUUACAUUCCUGUGUUGUUAAGGGUAAUGAUAAAUCUUUAAGUGACAAGCCAACUCUUUGACUCUAAUGUUUUUGAAAGGCUGUAUUGUAAGGUGUAAUGUUUCUGAAAGUUUUGUUUUUAAUUCAUAGCACUUUGAGAAGACAAAGUUGUCACUAUAAAAUGUAUUUCUAAGCCACUUGCACCAUAACACAAAUGUUUGCUUGUCAUUCUUUUGUAAGGAAAAGGCACUUGAAUAGAUCAGAUAACAGUAGUUAAGAAGUUUCACUUAGAAAUUUUAAUUUGAAAUCAGUCAAGUCAUUUAUUAACUGCAAAUGCUCUACUACAGUUAAGCGUUGAGAAAUCAUUCAUUUUCUCAUUGUAGCCGUUUCAAAAGAGCUCAUCUUCGCAACUUCUCGUUUAAUUUCUCUCUGACAAGAUAUAAUAAAAGUGACUUCAUUUGA
This is a messenger RNA of Seriola aureovittata, 3496 nucleotides long. RefSeq names its product midline 1 (gene mid1). The transcript is spliced from 11 exons. Lineage: Eukaryota; Metazoa; Chordata; Actinopteri; Carangiformes; Carangidae. Bases 696 to 2765 code for a protein of 689 amino acids. The record is from RefSeq and is a predicted model, not a curated record. Gene Ontology annotation, molecular function: zinc ion binding; protein binding.